AUGGCCACAAAUACUGCCACCCCUCAGGAGAAAAAACUGGAACAAUUGAAAGAAGAAGAGGGAGAAGAGGAAGAUGAAGAAGAAGAAAUUGAAGCAUUGUCACUUUGCGAUCUCCCCGUCAAUCUCAUCAACGAUGAGACUCAACCAAAACCAGAACCAGAUUCUCAGAUCAUAGAAACUCGAGAAGAUUUUGAUUUCCGCUUAUGGGGUACCCCUUUUUCCUCAGAAUCAGAAAUGUGUGCUGCUGAUGAAGUUUUCUUUCAAGGUCAGAUUCUCCCCUUGCGUCUCUCGUUAAAGCGAUGUCAAUCAAGGUCCGAGUCCUUGGGUCAUGGUUCUCUGAGAGAGUUUCGUAGCAAUAGCAGUAGAAGCAGCAGCAUAAGAAGCCAGAACUCAACUAGUAGCAGCUCUUCCACCUCCACCACAACCCCAGGAAUUUCCAAACCCAGACCUCAAAAUCAAAAUCAAAAUCAUUUCCAUGCUCAUCCAAGUCCCCAACCUCAAUUGAAGGUAACCAUUCCAAGACAAACAAGCUUCGGUAAUCAAGGUAGAAAAUCAUCUGCAUGGGACUUUUUCCGUUUGGGUGUGGUGCCUGCACCCGAGAUAGCAUUGCAAGAUCUCAAAGUCCGCAGCACCAACGGUAUUAACAAAAAUCACAUAGCUCGCAACAAUAGCAGUAACAACAGCAGCAACAAUAGUAAUAGCGCUGUAAAAAGGAGUUACAGCGCUAAGGGAAAUCACGUUUUGAAACAAUUUGUUGGUAUAGGUGGUGGCUUUUGGAGUGGUUGCAAAUGUUCAGUUGAAACAGUGCAAUCGAACAUUACCAUGAUUAAGGGUAGUACUAAAAGCGCCAACAAGACCGAAAGCGUAACGCACGCGAUGAAAGAAAAAGCGGUCGAAAGGAAGAAGCAGAAACAGAGACAAAAGCAAGGAAAGAGGACUAUGUCGCGUCGUCGAACGUUAGAAUGGAUAAAGGAGCUUUCGCAUGAUGCAAGCUAUGCCGAUGAUGAGACUUUGUUAUCUAAAUCUUAAACGCUUUAGCUCAGAGCAUGCUUUUAAAUUUUUUUUUUUAUUAUUGGGUUAGAUUGCCUUUAUAGCCGUUGGCUUUUGUUUUUGUUCUUAAAUUUCAUCAUUGCGAUCGAGAGUGGAGACUCUGUAAUCAAAAUUUCUUACCGUCGUGAGAAUGAUAGUUUUUCUUUUUCAUUUCUCUUUUUGACUGAUGGUGAUUGAGUGCAUGUUAAAGAUUGAAUGUGUUUCGUAAGAUA
This is a messenger RNA of Vigna umbellata (rice bean), 1262 nucleotides long. RefSeq lists its product as uncharacterized. NCBI's taxonomy places the organism in Eukaryota, Viridiplantae, Streptophyta, Magnoliopsida, Fabales, Fabaceae. The record is from RefSeq and is a predicted model, not a curated record.